AUGUUCAAAUUUUUAUCUAAACUAGAAGAUCCUGAACAUCCCUUACUUGGCCCUACACUGUGGGGUCUGCAGACUUGGGGCAUGUGGCAACCCAUUAGGGGAAAAAUCAAAAUUAUUUAUAAUACUAUACACUUACUAGCUAUUAUAUUUGUGAUUACGCAAUAUGUGGAGCUUUGGUAUAUUAGAUCGAACCUGGAGUUGGCUUUAAGAAAUUUAUCAGUUACAAUGCUAAGCACAGUGUGCGUUGUUAAAGCUACAACAUUUAUUUUAUGGCAAAAAUCCUGGGCAAAUAUUUUUGAGUACGUUUCAACUGUAGAAAAGCAGCAAUUAAUCCGUCAAAAUGCUAAAACAAAGAACAUCAUCAAACAAUACACUAAGUACUCCCGAAAAGUGACCUACUCCUAUUGGUGUCUGGUCACUGCCACUGUUUUCACUGUAAUUUUGGCUCCUCUUGCAUCAUAUAUUUCAUCUGAACAACGUCGGGAACAGAUUGCGAAUGGUACAGCUGCCUAUCCAGAGAUUAUGAGUUCCUGGACACCUUUUGAUAAAACUCGUGGAGUUGGAUAUUGGGCACUAGUUAUAAUUCAAUGUCUAAUUUGCUUUUAUGGAGGUGGCAUUGUAGCUACAUACGACUCUAAUGCUGUUGUUUUAAUGUCAUUCUUUGCUGGUCAGUUUGAAUUUUUGAGGGAGAAAUGUGCGGAUCUAUUUGGAAAUGGUAACGAAUUCGAAGGCACAACUACGAUGCAACAGGUGUGGAUAGCCGAAUAUCUUGUAGCACUCGUAGCUCAACUCUUUCUAUACUGUUGGCAUAGUAAUGAAGUUUUGUAUAUGAGUUCAAAAGUGGAUGAAGGAGUAUACGCAAGUGCAUGGUGGUCACAAGGUGUCCGUAUCCGGCGCAUUAUUCUGCUGCUCGGAGGACAGCUUGAUAGAAGCGUGAUUUUCACAGCUGGACCCUUCACCAACCUUACUGUUGCUACGUUUAUUGCUGUAAGUAUACAUCUAGAUGAUGUUGUUGUUAUGAUG
Molecule: messenger RNA, 1023 nt
Organism: Brenthis ino (lesser marbled fritillary)
Lineage: Eukaryota; Metazoa; Arthropoda; Insecta; Lepidoptera; Nymphalidae
Source: the annotation of a GenBank genome assembly